Molecule: messenger RNA, 1873 nt
Organism: Haliotis rubra (blacklip abalone)
Lineage: Eukaryota; Metazoa; Mollusca; Gastropoda; Lepetellida; Haliotidae
Product: high-affinity choline transporter 1-like
Exons: 7
Coding region: 1-1464 (487 amino acids)
Biological process (GO): transmembrane transport; acetylcholine biosynthetic process; choline transport
Cellular component (GO): plasma membrane
Molecular function (GO): choline:sodium symporter activity
Source: RefSeq, a predicted model, not a curated record
AUGUCGGGGGGAGGCUACCUCAACGGCACAGCGGAGGCGAUGGCAUACAGCGGCCUCGUGUGGACCAAUGUUCCUGUUCUGUACUGCAUCUCAAUCACCAUUGCUGGAGUGUUCUACGCGCCUAAGAUGAGGAGAGGUGGAUACAUCACCAUGUUCGACCCCAUACAGGCAAAGGUUGGCGGUCGUGCCGGGAGUAUGCUCUUCUUCCCGCAGCUUAUGGGAGAUGUCUUCUGGACUGCAGCCAUCUUGUCAGCUCUGGGGUCCACCAUGUCCCUUAUCCUGGACCUGGACCCUGUUCUAUCCAUCAUCGUGUCCAGCUGUGUGUCCGUGUUCUACACCUUUAUAGGUGGGCUGUACUCUGUGGCCUACACUGAUGUCAUCCAACUCAUCUGUCUCUCCGUGGGACUGAUUGUGUCAUGUCCCUUUGCCUUCUUCCACCCAUCUGUUGACCUGUCCAGAGUCCAGGACACUUGGGUUGGUGAGAUACACAGAAACCAGAUCGGUUCUUAUGCAGAUCUCUGUUGCCAAAUCAUAUUUGGCGGUCUACCAUGGCAGGUGUUCUACCAGAGAGUUUUGGCUUGCAAGACACCAAGUAUUGCCCGUACAAGUUCUAUCCUGGCAGCGCUGUGUAGCUUACUUCUUGCCAUACCCCCAGCGGCUGUUGGAAUAGUUGGAUCCGCAACAGAUUGGAAUGCCACAACCUACGAUGGCGAAAUCCCAAUACCAAAAGAAUAUCAUAGCUUUGUCCUUCCCAUGGUGCUCAACUACCUGUGUCCACUUCCGGUGGCAGUGUUGGGACUGGGUGUGGUGGCAGCUGCUGUCAUGUCAUCUGCCGACUCCUCGGUCCUCUCUAGUGGAACCAUCUUUGCUAAGAAUAUCUACAAAGACGUCAUACGUCCACAGGCCAGCGACCGAGAAGUGAUGUGGGUCUUGAGAGGUGGUAUACUGGUCACUGGUACAUUGUCAUGCGUGCUUGCCAUCAUGGUGAAGACGGUAUACGGAUUGUAUUACAUGUGUUCCGACCUCAUGUACGUCAUCCUGUUCCCCCAACUCACCUGCGUUCUCUGGAUCGGGUUCACCAACACCUACGGCUCUCUCACCGGCUACAUCCUCAGCCUCUUUCUGAGAGUGGCUGCUGGGGACGUCCUCCUUGGAAUACCGCCUCUCAUUCACUUUCCAUAUUACACAGAAGCUGACGGCCAAUUGUUCCCUUUCAAGACACUGGCGAUGGUAGUCAACUUUGUGGCCAUCUUAUCUGUAUCAGCGUUCACUAGGCUUAUAUUCCGACGAGGCUGGCUGUCCACCAGAUGGGAUGUGUUUAAUGUGAUAAAGAGAGAAGAGGACGCCAAGAGAACUGAAGAGAGAGGAGAAAAUCUGAUGAUGAAGGAACGAGAUCAUGGUAACAGAGACCUGGAUUAUGCACAAAAUGAGAAGAUGAAACUUAGGGAUAACGACAUGCAAUGAACCCUUUCUUAGUCAUGACGUAUAUCUAGUCUGACCAAUGUGUCAAUGUGAAUAGAUACCAGUAGAGAGAGAGAUGGCCAACAUAGUUUUUAUACAAAGUCUUGUGUAUGAAGGACGUUAAGUAUAUGUCCCAAAGGCAAUUUUCAUGUCAUGGUAGAUAAUACUUCAGUGUAUGGAGUUGACCUCAGUUGCAUGGUUUCGAUGCUUACAAGAGUGGCGCUUGCUGGAAUGUUUAGUAUGUUGACCUCAGACACUGAUAACAUUGGAGAGUUGCUGAAAUGUUGAACUGAGAUUGCCCGUCAUGAAAUUAUCUCAUCAUUACGUGUUGAAUCCUCGGGCCCCUGUCCAUCCCGCCUUGACAUACAUGUUAUCGUAAACAAUGUACUAUGAAUAUAGUGAGACGCAUGUA